UGCACUGGGGCUGUGCUCUAAUGUUCUUCCAUUACUUGGUUGAAAGGAGCUGAUCAGUUUCAGAGAAACAGUGAGCUAGAAACUUUCCACAGGAGUGCAGAAGAAGUGUAAAAGAAAUUUCUUUUGGCCUGUGCAGAGUACAACCAAGUUUUAAUUUCAAACUUCCCUGCAGAAUAUUUCUGAAGAAUUCUGCUCUGAAAGAAGUCUUUACCUACACACAGGCACACCCACAGAUACACAAAGAAAUUUAAUGAAAAGGGAUCAUUAAGCAAAAAGCUGACAAAGAGGAGCAGCAGCACCUUUUUCCAAGCUUCGAGCGUGGAGAAUAAGAAGUGAACUGCUAUUGGCAUCUUCCUUUUCAAGUUACAUUAACUUGCUUUUCUUCAGAUUCCUGUGGGACAUUCUUGAGCCAUCAUGAAUGUAUUUCGGAUCCUGGGAGAUAUCUCUCAUCUCUUAGCUAUGAUAAUUUUGCUACUGAAAAUCUGGAGAUCAAAGUCAUGUGCUGGUAUUUCAGGAAAGAGUCAGAUCCUUUUCGCACUUGUUUUCACAAGCCGCUACCUUGACCUCUUCACAAACUUCAUCUCCUUCUACAAUACCAUCAUGAAGGUUAUUUUCUUACUUUGUGCCUAUGCUACUGUGUUCCUGAUCUAUGGAAAAUUCCGGAAAACUUUUGACAGCGAAAAUGAUACUUUCCGUCUUGAAUGCCUUUUGGUUCCUGUCACAGGUCUCUCAUUUUUGGAAAACUACAAAUUCACUCCUUUAGAGAUACUAUGGACAUUUUCAAUUUAUCUAGAAUCAGUGGCUAUCCUUCCACAACUUUUUAUGAUUAGCAAAACAGGUGAAGCUGAGACAAUCACAACACAUUACCUUUUCUUCUUGGGCCUCUAUCGUCUGCUUUAUCUUGCCAACUGGAUCUGGCGUUAUCACACAGAAAACUUCUAUGAUCAAAUUGCUAUUGUUUCUGGAGUAGUACAGACAAUCUUCUAUUGUGACUUUUUUUAUCUCUAUGUCACCAAAGUACUAAAAGGGAAGAAACUGAGUCUCCCAGUACCUAUAUGAAGACAUGCACAACUGAAGAAAGCAUAUGAAGUCCCGGCUUCAGGAUUGCAAGACUCUUUUUCCAUGUGGCUACUUGCAUUCAGAGCAUAUGACUUUUUCUUUACAUUUUGACUAGCAAACUCAAUUGUGCCAGAGGGACUGAGGCCUAAAUAACUCAUAUUUCUGAGCUUAACUAUUUAGUGUGGAAGACAACUUAUCUGGAAUUUUUUGUUCAGAAAUGUUCCUUCAAUGACUGAACUCUUCUUAUAAUAAAUAAAAGUCUUUAACUAUAUGCACCCAUUUGAUCUCUGUGCAGGUGAAAUUACUCCAAAGGUAAAAUUGUGUUCAUUUUAAUCCAUAUUAACAAUAGUCUAAUUGUAAAUUCUAAAUUAAGCCAAGAAGUCCUGACAAUUCCAGAAUACUUUUGUUUUGAUGAGUUUUUUUGAGUAAUUUGAUGGUUGAUACUGCUAUAGCUUACGUUCAGGUUUUCAAAUAAUGGGUUUUUAUUUGGUGUCACUGUAAUUUUUCCCAGAUUAUUUCCUCAGUAAUAAAUAAAAGCCAUACAGGGAAUGCCAGCAUGUGAGGAAAAACAUCCAGUUAUAAUAAUCUGGCAAAUAAGGAGAAACACAAUUUCAUAUACUCACUGGAUUAACAAACCACGGCUUGUUAACAAAAUCACAAUGGCUGGGUUCAUAUAUAUUAGAUGAAAACUAAAGAAACCAGAUUAUGAUUUAGCCAUUAUAUCCUCUAUUAUAGCCACACCCUAUUCUAAAAACUUCAGACAAACUUCAGCUGUUUAAAGAUUAAAACAGCUGUGACCUAAUAUUCCUUCCUAAAAGAUCAAUGUUUCCUCUAGGGUUGGAUACGACAUAUUUUUAAAUAUUCAACUGCAUUUUUAAAUAAAAACAAGAUUCCUGGAUUUUAUUGACAACAGUGUUUUUAUUCAUACCUACAAAAGAAAACAAGAUGGUAUCAAAAGGACAAUUUACAAACUAAUAGUAACAUAGCUUUUUAAUAUACUGUGCCUGAACAUCACAGAGCUAUGAAUCUCUUUUCAAGUCUUUAUUAACAGAACAGGAAUGUGUUCAAAUACCAAUGUGGGAUAAAACAGUCCAAUGAUUCAACCCAAGAAGCCUGCAGGGUUUUAAGAGUCUGUAUCUUUUAACUGAACAAAGCCUACACAAUAACUUUUGUAGAAGGGAAUAUAUGCUAGAUAUUGGUACAUUUACUGAGCAAACAAUGGAUAUUACUAAUUGCCAAUAUUUUUUAAGCUGGUAAGUGGAAAUAAGCUGUACAUGUCAGAGACCAAUGGUUUGUUAAUGCUCGGUCUGAGCAUAACACACUCUAAGCUGUAACUAUCUUCAAGCUACAGGACAGCACUGCAAGGCCCUAAUACACUGGCAAAGAUGAAGACCAAACCCCUUUAAAGAUAAUGGGGAAGAAUUUAUUCUGCCCCUCCUCCUCUAGGCCUGUAGAUUCAUUUCUGCAUGAACAGCAGCUCCAUGAUGUUUUUAUUAGGAAAGGAAAUAAAGAUCAGGCAGCAUUCAGUAGAUGAAUGUUCAUUUCUAAUCUUUUCAACAUUGAAGGUAACUGCCAACAUCUCCUAAUUAUGAUUAUGGAAGCCAAAUUGGGCACAAGGAAUUUAACUAGAAAGCCUUUAUUGUACAUGGUCUGUACCAACAACCUACCUGUAUGAUGUGCGCAGACACACAAGUGGUUUAUCAUUCCCCAGCCUGCUCCCUUAUUGAGAAACACAUAUUUAAGUCCCAUUUUUAUAAGCCAAACCCACAUUACUAUAAAUAAUUGGGCUGUCUUGUUUUAACUACCUAUUUCCCAAAACUGAAAAAAAAAAAAAAGGAAAAGAAAGGAAAAAAGAAAACCCCACAGAUUCUGCCUCUCAAGACAAAAGAGAUUUUCUGCCAUGUUUAUCUGGACAUGACAGGUGAAGCCAACUACUACCAACUUUCUC
Python bivittatus (Burmese python) is the source of this 3007-nucleotide messenger RNA. RefSeq names its product KDEL endoplasmic reticulum protein retention receptor 3 (gene KDELR3). Gene Ontology annotation, cellular component: membrane. Gene Ontology annotation, biological process: protein retention in ER lumen. The record is from RefSeq and is a predicted model, not a curated record. Gene Ontology annotation, molecular function: ER lumen protein retrieval receptor activity. NCBI's taxonomy places the organism in Eukaryota, Metazoa, Chordata, Lepidosauria, Squamata, Pythonidae.